UCAUAAUCCAUUUUGCCACUAUAAAACAAUUUUUAAAUUUAUCUUAGUACUGGUGGUAUAUUUUUUCAAGAUGUUCUUGUAAGUUCUGUGAAACGAUUUCUUUUAAUUUUAUGAUUAAAUCCAAAAUGAAGAAAUAUAUUGAACUAUUUUUAAAUUUGAAAGACAUUGCUAAUCUUUAACUAUCAGUCAUGAAGAUAAAAUAGUUUAUUCAAUAAAUAGCUACUAACCACACAAAUAUGGAAACCUGAAUCCUUCUUUAGGGUAGGUUAUGGUAAGCUGAGGGGUAAUAAGAUGUGAAAAUGGUGAAGUACUAUGAAAGUAAAACUAUUUUCCAUUUUACUUGGGACCAGGUAGCUCAAGGUUUUUGGAAGAAAUAUCCGAAUCCCGAAAGUACACAUGUUCUUUCAGAGGACACUAUAUUCAGAGAAAUAAAGGAUAAUAAGCUUUUUUCAAGACGCUUGUUGACUAAAACUAACAGAGUUCCAAAAUGGGGUGAGCGAUUUAUUGGAAGCCCAGUUGUGAGGAUUGUUGAAGAAUCAGUUGUUGAUCCUAAAAGUAAAACUCUGACAACAUACACAAGAAAUAUUGGCUAUACCAAAGUCAUGAGCUUAGUAGAAAAAGUUGUUUACCGUCCAUCUGAAGAAAAUCCCGAAUGGACUGUUGCUGAAAGGUCAGCCUGGGUUGAUUCUAAGGUAAUGGGAUUCGGGCUUGCUAUUCAAGCAUUUGGCAUUGAAAGGUUCAAGAAAAACUGUUCAAAAAUGGUACAAGGCUUUAACUUUGUUCUCUCCGCUAUGUUCCCCCAGCCAGCAUCUCUUACUGCUCAACACCAAAUUCAUCAACAACCUCAAUCUAAGUUCAAAGAUGCUGCGAAAAAAGCAUCAGAACUUGCAAAAGCUAAAGCCAAUAGCUUGUAUGCUACCUGUGAACCAUCAUAAUUCUCUAGUAAAGAUUUUUUUUAAAGUGCUAUUUGUAGCUAUUUAUUUUAGAAAGAUAGAAUAGAUUUUCCAAAUCAAAAUUUCAUUGACUAAUAUAUCUGUGUUCAUGUAAGAUAAGAAUGUUUGGCAAGGUAUUACAAUGACCGUAGUUAAAUGUUUGACUCUAAUAGAUUUAUAAUACCUUAUCCUUUGAUGAGUAUUAUUUCUCAAUUUCAGAUAGUGAGUUAUUUUAAAAAAUUUGUAAAAUAGGCAAAUAUAACAGAUAUAAAAAAAUUGAGUUAAAAUGAAGGUAAUAUAUAUGGUGUUCAGAAAAAACAAAGUUGCUCUAAUGUUUCAGAUGAGCAAUAAAUAAUAUUGGAAUAUUGAUUGUAAUUAUUCACGACACGAAAUAAAAAAUGUUUUCAACACAUUAGUUUUCAAUAGAUUUUGACUGAUAGUAUAAACUAGGAUAAGAUUUCAAAGCAUUAAUGUUUUCCUUUUGAAUAAAUGUGAGCUACUAAGUUUUUACUGAAAUCGAGCUGUAUGUUAGCAUUAAAGAGAAAAUGUUUGUUAAUUUUUAAUAUUGUAUUUCACUGGCCUAGCCUAUAUCUUAUAAGAGCACAGAUAGUAAGUUAUUUCGGUAUACAUUAAGACAAUUAAUAAUUUUUAAAUACAUUAUUUUCUGAUUGGUAACAAUAAUUUCUUUAAAAAAUAAAACGUAGUUCUUAUUAUUUCACUAGGUAAUUUUUAAGAUCAUAUAUUCAUUAAAGGUGGAUGGAAACUAAUAAUUGUCUUAAAUUAAAAAUUAAGUAUGAUUUAUUUUAUUAUCAAAUUGUUCCAUGGCAAUACCUUUUUUAAUGAAAUAGUUUUGGAACAAAAUUGUAGAAGUUAUUCAAAAUAGACUAUUUCAUCCCAUUUCCAUAUAGAUAUGGUAAAAUCUUUUACAUAUGAAAUCUGCUAGAAUGUAUAAAUUGAUUGUUACUUAUCAAUUUUCAUUAAGUAAUGUGAUUGUAAAUUGAAAGCAAUUAUCUACCCCUAUUUUCAAUUGUAUGAUUUAUUCUUAAUAAUUCAUAACAAUUUAUAUUUUGGAUGUUUUACAAUUUCAAAAAUUUGGCCUGAAAUGGUAUCAUUCCUAAAAUGGGUUUAAAACCUGCAAAAUGAUUGUUUUUUUAUUAUUUUUUUAUUUUAAUAAUUAUUACGAAUUGCAUUUAGAUUAAUUGAGGUUAUUUGUUGAAUUUAUGAUUGCUUCUUCAUUUCAUAUUUUGUUGUAUUGAAAUAUUCUUGUAAACAUUGAAUAUGACUUAAAUAUUUCUUAGCUGUUGUCUUUUAAAUUUACUUGAUAAAUUGACAUUACACUUUAAUUAACACUUUUCUGAAAGCCAUUUAUAAAUUUCCUGUUCCUUUCUUUUUUAUUUAAUAUCUAUGAUUAGCACAAAAUUUAAUCAAUGUUCCUAUCUUGCCAUCAUUCCAUCCAUGGCUUUUAUAGAAAUGAUUUAUUGUUUUUUAUUCCACUGAAAAAUAGUGAUAUUAGAAGUAAGGAUAUCGAUCCCCUUAAGAUUUUUUUUUUACUUCUAAGAGAUCAUGUUAUAUUACUGUACAAAUUUAAUAUAUUUAUCUUAUUUAAGACUUUCUUCAGUCUUAAUCACAGUACCAAUUUAAAUUUAAAAAAUGAUAAAAGUAAUACAGUGUAAUAAAUUAAUAAUUUAUUUCUCUGUAAUGAAAAGAAUUUAUUUCUUCUCAAGAUUUUAUAUAUAUUGUGGAAACUUAGCCUAUUAUAAUAUUUUACAAAUAAUUUUUUUUGUUACUUGCUAAUGAAAUAUAAAAUAAUUGUUUGUUUGUGUUUUUUUUUAUUUAUUAUGUGUGCAACUUUUAUCUUAAAAAUAUCAUUAGAAUGUAUUGUAUAUUUACAAUAAUUUGCAAAAGAAGUGGAUUAUUAGAAUAACUCAUCACAAAGAUUUGAUGAUUCAACAUUUUCCUACUAUGACAUCUCCUGACUAUUUAUAGCAGCCCAGGAUCACCCAUUGGUGUCCAGAAGAGUAUUGUUAAGGUGCAACUUGAGCCUACAUAGCCCUUUAGCCAAGACCUCAAAAAGUUCCUCACCAUAGGUUUAAGAAACAA
Messenger RNA from Nezara viridula (southern green stink bug), 3032 nucleotides. NCBI's taxonomy places the organism in Eukaryota, Metazoa, Arthropoda, Insecta, Hemiptera, Pentatomidae. The record is from the annotation of a GenBank genome assembly.